UCCUCCUCGUCGACGCUCUCCGUGCCGGACCAGAUCCGCCAGCUCAACGACGCCCGCAAGCUGGUGCUGGGCGACGUAAAGUACUACCCGAGCGUCGUCAGAGGCAUCCUGCCCAUUGUCGGCCCCAAGGCGCCGAUCGAGCUGCGGCGAUGGGUGACGGACUUCUUGGCCGAGGCGUUUGCCACGCCGGCGCUGCCCAAUUCCGAGAAGGAGACGAUGCAGCCGUAUGUGCUGACGACGCUGGAGUCGCUGAUUGAGACGGAGGUGGAUGCGCAGGUGCUGCGGAACGUGAUCCAGGCGGCGGCGAGCAUCUAUCCGCUGGCCAUGAGGUGGAUCAUCAACAACAGCUACGAUACAGUGACGUGGGAGAGGAUGGUGAGCAUCAAGCACAAGAUCCUGCAGCUGUGGGACAGCGCCCCUCCCACGGUGAGGAUAUGCUGCAUCAAGUUUGCCCAGCGAGUGGUUCUGGCGCAAACCGUCGCUUCUGGCGCCGAGCACAGGUAUGGCGGUGGACUAGACGUCUCGCUGGACAAGGUGCCGCCCAAUCACCAGACGCUUGACCCUAGAAUGCUCGAGGCAGAGGCAAGUGGGCUGCUGGACCGCAUGUUGAGCAUCUUCCAGGGCAACAACGAUGGUCUUCUAGUAGAUGCGACUCUGAACUGCCUGUCCAUCAUGGCGCGGACUCGCCCCUCCACAUCCAGCCGCAUCCUCAAUGCAUUGCUCAGCUUCAACCCCCUGCAAGCAGCCAACUCGCCAUUGACCCCCAAGACAAAGGUGAUGAUCAAGUCCAUGGAAAAGACCUCGCGGCUGCUCUUGAUUCACCUGAGUAAGCGAGACCCCCACAACCCAAUCGUGCCCAGGAUACAGCAGCAUGUCGAGACCACAAUGCGUAUGGUGGCCGAGCUCUUCGACAGUGCCGGCCGCAAGAGGCCUCUGGAGCCCAAGCCCCAAGAUGGAUAUGAUGCCAAGCGCCAGAGGAUCGAGGCUUCCCAGAUCCAGAUCCCUCCCCUGGGCCCUGGCCCCCAUAGCCUGGCCGACGUCUUCACCCUCAUCGGCAACGACGGGCUCAAGUACUUUGACGUCUCCCAGGUGCCCCCCAGCCUCGUAGCCAGAAUCACCGUGAAUACCCUGUGUCGGUUGGAUGCCCAGGUCCUUGCAAAGGCUGUAGAUGGUGUUCGCGACCGGCUGGAGACGCUGAACAAUAGCCCUCCCGCCGAGCUGAAUCCGAACACUGCUCCCCUGGGCGUGGAGGAGGACGAGGACGACUACGAGCCGGAUUUCUACCAGGCCGAAGAUACGGAGCAGAUUCUGAACAAGCUGGACAACGCCCCGGCACCGGCUGCGGCAGAGCCCAGAAUAAGCUUGGACGACACCUUGGGGCUGCGAUCCUUCAGCCUUCCCCAGCCGCAGCCGUUGACGCCGGAGAUGGCGCUCACUGCAGGCAAAGCGACGGUGACGAGCGUGCUGGACAUGAUGAAGUCCCUGGACGACUCGGGAACGAAGAAGCAAAAGGCGGGCUUCAACCGGCUCGCGGCCAGCUCCGAGAGCAGAGACUCGUGGAUGACCAUUCUGACGCGCCUCGCAACCCGGUCAUCAGCCGGUCUCGAGGAGAUUACGGUCAAGGACGAGGCCGCCGACGACUCUAAGCGGACCCCGUCCCUGAACAACAGCAUCCGGGAGAUUCUCUACAACUACAUUAUGGAAGACUUUCGAAAGCACAUUGACGUCGCCGUCUCGUGGCUCUGCGAGGAGUGGUACAACGACAGGGUGCAGCGCAAGGCUGGCAGCGGCGGCGGCGGCGGCGGCGACCAACCGACGUACUACGAAAAGUGCACGCUGCGGCUCAUUGAUGGGUUCCUCCCGUACCUGCACCCGCAGGACAAGGUGCUGACGCGGUUCCUGAGCGAGAUCCCCGAGCUGAACCGGGCGAUUCUGUCGCGGGUGAAGCACAUGUGUCGGGAUCCGAGCGUGACGCAGCUGGCGCUGACGAGUCUGUUGUAUCUGGUGAUUAUGCGGCCGCCUGUGAAGGAGGCUGCGCUGGACGUUGUGCAGGAUAUAUGGACAGAGUUCGAAGAUGCUAGGCCUAUGGCGAGCAAAUAUCUCAGCAAAUAUCGGCCACAGUUCCUUGAA
Trichoderma reesei QM6a is the source of this 2130-nucleotide messenger RNA. RefSeq lists its product as uncharacterized. Lineage: Eukaryota; Fungi; Ascomycota; Sordariomycetes; Hypocreales; Hypocreaceae. The transcript is spliced from 5 exons. The record is from RefSeq and is a predicted model, not a curated record. Gene Ontology annotation, cellular component: mRNA cleavage and polyadenylation specificity factor complex. The annotation marks the transcript as partial.